This is a messenger RNA of Nakaseomyces glabratus, 2421 nucleotides long. RefSeq names its product 6-phosphofructo-2-kinase/fructose-2,6-bisphosphatase. The record is from RefSeq and is a predicted model, not a curated record. Lineage: Eukaryota; Fungi; Ascomycota; Saccharomycetes; Saccharomycetales; Saccharomycetaceae. Gene Ontology annotation, cellular component: cytosol. Gene Ontology annotation, molecular function: 6-phosphofructo-2-kinase activity; ATP binding. Gene Ontology annotation, biological process: fructose 2,6-bisphosphate metabolic process; fructose metabolic process.
AUGGAGAAGAUGGAAUCGCUGUCGCCCACGAACAGUGGGAGCGGUGCGGGGAUCAGUCCCGGGUCCUCUCGAGAGGGCAGUCAGGGUGCUUUGAGCAAUGUUGUGAAGAAGAGCAGCCAUAGUAAUUCUGCGAUAUCUUUUCAGAGGAAAGUGGAAGUAUUUGGUUCUGACUGUGACGAGGAAGAGGAUAGGAUGAUUCCUGAUACUGAGGAUGAAGCUAUUGCUAGUCCGAGAAAGAACUAUUUGAAGAGCAAGUACGUUGGUAUUGGACAAGACGACGACGAUGACGAAGAAGAUGAAGAUGACGAGGAAUCUCGGGACCAGCUUGGUGCACAUAUCUUGUCGUCACUGCCUUCUUUCAAGAGGCGGCCACUGAGUGACACGCCAGUGGCUAGUAUGUGGAAUUCGCCUAGCGGUUCAGCCGAGGCUACCCCUUCGUCUUCCAGAGAAAGUAGUACUCUGAGCCUGGUGCAACUGAACCAGGCAUUACAAAACUCUAAGAUCAAUGCAAACUUAAACAAAACGGUGCCAUCGGAAGGAUUCACAAUGGGUCCAACAGAUAUAAUUUCCCCUAAAUCGCCCUCUCCAAAUGAAGCCAGCCCCGGUUUGGUAAAGUCGCCUUCGCAAUUCUACCAUCCAAAGAGGAGACCUACUACAAUUGAUGUUCCUGGGUUGACCAAAUCCAAGACCUCGCCUGAUGGAUUGAUUUCAAAGGAGGAUCCAGGUUCUAAAUUAGUUAUUGUUAUGGUAGGCUUACCCGCUACAGGUAAAUCGUUCAUCACAAACAAACUAUCAAGGUAUUUGAAUUACUCGAUGUAUUACUGUCAAGUUUUUAAUGUUGGUAACACUAGGAGAAAAUAUGCUAAGCAGAUGGGCUUGUCUGAACAAGACUCCUCAUUUUUCGAUCCCACAAACACCGAAUACACAGCAUUAAGAGAUAAAUGGGCUCUUGACACAUUAGAAGAGCUGAUGGAUUAUCUUUUGGAUGGGCCUGGAUCUGUAGGUAUUUUUGAUGCCACAAAUACCAGUAAAGCGCGCAGAAAACAAGUAUUAGAAAGAAUAAGAAACAGAAGUCCUCAUCUAAAGGUAUUAUUUCUUGAAUCCAUCUGUACUAACAAGGCUGUUGUUGAAAGUAAUAUUAGACUAAAAUUAUUUGGUCCUGAUUACAAAGGAAAAGACCCAAAGAAAUCAUUACUGGAUUUCAAAGAACGUUUAUCAAACUACAUUAAGGCCUACGAACCUAUCGAAGAUGAAGAAGAUAUCCAAUAUAUUAAAAUGAUCGAUGUUGGUAAAAAAGUAAUCGCAAAUAAGAUACAAGGUUUCCUCGCUUCUCAGACGGUGUAUUAUCUGUUGAAUUUUAACCUAAAGGAAAGACAGAUUUGGAUAACGAGAAAUGGUGAAAGUGAAGAUAAUGUAUUAGGUAAACUGGGAGGCGAUUCUCACAUAACAAGCCGUGGUGACAAGUACGCUAAGGCGCUUUCUAGAUUUAUUGACGAACAAAGAGCACAAUUCCUUGUUAAUGAAAUUGAAAAAAACAAAGCUGGACAAGAACAGCUCAAGAAAUUGGAGUCUGGAAACAUACAUGAUGUAGAUCUUGAUAAAGAUAAGUUACCAUCUGUAGCUGACUUAAACCAACCCGACCAACUUUACAAUGAGUUCUUUGUGUGGACUAGUAUGUUGAAGAGGUCGAUAGAAACAGCCAAAUACUUUAAUGAGGAUGAAUAUCCAAUCAAGCAAAUGCGUAUGCUUGAUGAAAUUAGUGCAGGUGAUUACGAAGGUAUGACUUUCCCAGAAAUACAAGCAAAAUUCCCAUCCGAAUUUGCCGAGAGACAACGGGAUAAAUUGCGCUAUCGUUACCCUGGCAUUGGCGGUGAAUCCUACCUCGAUGUUAUCAAUAGGUUGAGACCUGUGAUCACUGAGGUAGAAAGGAUUCAGGACAACGUGUUAAUAAUCACACACCGUGUUGUAGCGCGUGCUUUAUUGGGAUAUUUUAUGAACUUAAGUGUAGACAUAAUCUCUAAUUUGGACGUCCCACUUCAUUGUGUCUAUUGCUUAGAGACCAAGCCAUACGGUAUAACAUGGUCCUUAUGGGAAUAUGAUGAAGACAAAGAUACUUUCUUUAAAGUUCCUGAAUAUAAUUUGAACACAAAGCGUGUGAAAGAAGCAGGUCUAGUCAACAACGAAAGGAGAUACUCAGUGAUUCCUACCGCACCACCAUCCAAGAAUAAGUCUCCCUCAAAUACUAAUGAAAACAAGUCCACGAAACAAGGCACAGCAAAAGUAUCUUCACUAGGUAAUAAUGGUGCCACUUUACUUCCUCCUAAGCUAACAAGGUUAGAAGGUGGCGGAACUUCGGUUUCUAUUGGCCAAAGAAGACAAGUUUCCAACAGCAAAGGCUCUGCACUGCUACAAAAGGAGUAA